This is a messenger RNA of Caenorhabditis angaria, 2524 nucleotides long. The record is from the annotation of a GenBank genome assembly. Lineage: Eukaryota; Metazoa; Nematoda; Chromadorea; Rhabditida; Rhabditidae.
AUGAAACGGGUAUUUCGGAGAGUGGCCAGCAAAUAUUCGAGUACAUUUUUCAAAAUCAUCUCGAUUUUGACCCUAUUAUGCUUGAUUCUCUAUUUGAAAUCAGCUGAUUCGUCGAUUGUUGUUGAACAGGUUUGUUUUAAAAUGUUUUUCAAGGCUUUUUGAAAUUCAAAUUUUCCAGCCUCGUAAAGCGAAAUUCAGCGACUAUGACGAAUUUAUAAUAAAUCGAGCAAAACGAACAAAUGAUAGUUUUAUUGCGGCAGUUCUUGUGAUAUGUGCAACAAGAGCAGAUGCAUUGAAAAAUCACCUGACACAAUUGUUGAGGUAAUUUAUGGGAAGAAGUGGGUGGUAUACUGUAGAACUUUGUGGAUCAGAUCAAAAAUAUGUUUCCUUGCUUCUCUUGAAUAUCUUUUGCUUGCAAGAAUUUUUGGGCAUUUUUCAGAACUUGAAAAAAUUUCUUUCAAAAAACGCAGAUGCUUUGAUUUUUGAUGUUCCAACUUCAGUUUCGUUAAAAUAUAUAUAUGAAAAUCCAAUUAUCGAACGUGCUUUUUGAAUUAAAAAAAAUCCAAUAAAAGCUAUGACAAUUUUAUGCUCUCAUGAUUUCCAAAAACUUUAUGUUAUUGAAUUAUUCAUGAGCGAGGAAAGUAUGCAGAUGACGUGGGAUAUGAAAAAUAAAAAAACAGAAGCCAAAAAAAACAACGAUCGCAUCAAAUUUCAGCCAACGACCAUCACCAAACCAAUAUCACGUCAUAAUUUCGCAAGAUGGAAAUACUGACGCAGUUCAACAAACAGCCAUCAGUUUUGUCAAUGAUUUUCGAAAUGUCACUUUUAUGCAGGUUUCUUUCAAUUUUUUGUAUUCAAAAUGUACAUAUAUUUUUAUAGCAUGAGAGAAUUGCCACAAAAAAGCGGGACAAUUAUCCGGCAAUUUCGGCGCAUUACAAAUGGGCACUCGAUAAAUUGUUUUUCGAGAAAAAAUACGAUCAUGUUAUAAUUACGGAAGGUAGGGGCCCCUACUAGGGGGGAGAUUUUUUACGUGAAUCAAAAUUUUGAACAAUCAUUUUUCAGACGAUCUCGAUAUAGGAAACGACUUUUUCUCAUUUUUCGAAUGGGGAAAACGAAUUCUCCUGCUCGACAAAACAAUUUGGUGCAUCUCUGCUUGGAACGAUAAUGGUGCUCCGAACCUAAUCGAUAAUUCAAAAGGCGAUUUAGUUUGGCGAACCGAUUUUUUCCCAGGAUUAGGCUGGAUGUUGACAAAAGAGAUUUGGGCUGAAUUGUCUGAACAAUUCCCGAUAAGCUAUUGGGAUGAUUGGAUGAGAAAACCAGAGGUUCGCAAGAAUCGCUCAUGUAUUCGACCAGAGAUUAGUCGGACUUCGCAUAAUAUGCGACUAGCUGGGAAAGGGUCGAGCGGGUGAGUUUUGGGAAAUUUUUUGAUGCUUUUUUUAUUGUAUACAUUUUAUAGCGAUCUAUAAAUGUUUUGGAGGAAUAUUAAAUAAAAAAAAAUUAUUUUUUUUAAUAUGUUUUUUUAUGCGUUCUUACAAAAGCUUUGGGAAAGAAUUUUAGAAAUUUAAGAUUUUCUGAGAUCACAUUCAAUAUCCCAUAUUUUUGCAGCGGAAUGUUCAAAGACUUUUUGAGCAAAAUCGGCGCUUCCAAAUCCAACACUGAUUUUUCAUUGCUCCCAGCUUCCAUCGUCGAAAAAUCCAAUUAUAACAAACAUCUCAUAAAAGAUAUCAAAAACUCGAAAGCCGUUGAUAUUAGCAAUGCAUCAAAUUCUAUUAAUUCAUCUCAUACAUACAAGUCAGUUUUUUUAUAUUUCUUGCAUUUCUAAUCUCUCAUGUUUUUGCAGAAUUUCUUAUAAGAAUGUUCGUGAGUGGAAUAAUUUGGCGAAAUUCUUCAAAAUUAUGACAGAUAUUCGGGUAUGUACAUACAAACAUACUUCCAGAAAUUCCAACAAAAAAAAGUAAUUUCAGGGCGGAAUGCAAAGGACUGCUUAUUAUGGCGUUGUCACGGUGAUUUACCAGGAGACUCGUGUUUAUUUGGUGCCGGCUUCCACUUUUGAAAAUCCGGAUAAUCUAACGGAAUAUAAAUAUGAUGCAGAUUGGGAUAAACAAAAUCGUUUCAUCGAGUUUGAGAAUCAUUAUUGUAAAACAAAAAAGUUAGUGGAAUUUGGGGACCAGAAACCAGGAGAUUUUUUGCCCAAAAAUUGAGCCAAAAGUUGAGAAUUGUCGAAAUUUCGUGGUUUUGAGAGACCAUAACUCAUGUUAGAAAUUAUUUUUAUAAAACACUGAAUGUGUCACGUUGUUCAGGAGGUUCGAUUUAGCAAAAUCACAAUUUUUCCUCGUGAGAGUGGCUCUCCAAAAAUAUAUGUAUAGAAAAAAAACUUUAAAAAAUUUCAGAUCGAAAUUAAUUCUCAUUUUUUUCCAGAUAUAUUGGAAAAUGCGAUCCACACGACCCGGCAAUGAUUGCAUUUUUCACCAAAAAGGGAUGGAAAAAACGAUUGUCAGAUUGGGGAGAAAUGAUUGUUGUUUAG